GGCAGGUUGGUGAUACUCUUGUGAAUGGGGUGCCAUUGCCAAGCUUUCCGAGGAGAAGCCCAGAGCUUGCAUGCUUGGAUCCUUGCUCUCUGCUGGAUUCAAGCUCUAAUUGCCAUCGCUGCUGGCUUUCAAGUGAGGAUUUCCGUGGAUCACUUUGCCGCGGGUUUGACGGAAGGAUCUUCCUGGCUGCAGCUCUGCAGUUCGACCAUCGCGUCACUUGGAAAGGCAAGGAUCUCAGAUCUAAAAUCUGAACCACUCUUGGGUUCUUGACAGAGGUGACAGUCGAAGACAGCAGCAGUUGCUUGCGUUGAUCCACAACUGACCUACCGGUACGCAUUAGUAUCUUCAGCAAUGGUCUGCAACGAAGACGAGGAAGUGGAGGGACCUCUUGUGGACACUGGGCUGCUGUCCAAUCCCAAGCCAAAGCGCAAGAAGAAAAAGAAGAAAAAGAAGGCAUCCUCUUCUUCCGCCCCGUCCAAAACGCCAACUUUUCGAGGCGUCAACCCAGAGUGCUUUACAGACAUUUACUUGAAAUACGAUGAGCAAACCGACCCUCCAACCGUUCCCGUCACUGUUGCUCCCGAAGGGGAAGUCUUCCCUUACGAGAACAGAGCGUCCUUUGGGGAUUCCCCAGCCGAAAUCCGAGCACGUGAGCGUCUUCAAGAAGAUGUGGUGAAUACCUUUCGUCAGGCAGCCGAAGUGCACCGCCAAGUACGUGGUUUUGUGCAAACACACCUCAUUCGACCUGGAGUCGAACUGUCGGAUCUUUGCAACCAGUUGGAAAACAAGACCCGUGAAUUGGUCCAAGAACGUGGGUGGUUGGAACGCGGCAUCGCCUUUCCCACGGGUUGCUCCAUCAACCAUGUUGCAGCUCAUUACACUCCCAACCCCGGAGACGAUCCGGUCGUUUUGCAGUAUGACGAUGUCAUGAAGCUCGAUUUUGGUGUGCAGAUUAAUGGUCGCAUCAUUGACAGUGCUUGGACUGUUGCCUUCAACCCGAUGUACGAUAAUCUCCUCAUGGCUGUCAAAGAGGCAACCAACAUGGGGUUGAGCCAUGCGGGUGUUGACGCUCGGAUUUGCGACAUUGGAGAAGCCAUCCAGGAGACCAUGGAAAGUUACGAGGUGGAAAUUCAUGGCAAAACCCAUCCAGUCAAAGCCAUCCGAAACCUCAAUGGACAUUCCAUCGAGCAAUACCGCAUCCACGGCAAGCACUACAUUCCGUGCAUCAAGGACGGAGUCGAUGAAUCAGCUGUAAUGGAAGAGGGCGACGUCUAUGCCAUUGAAACGUUUGGAUCGACAGGCCGUGGCUAUGUCGUGGACGGCAUGGAAUGCAGCCACUACAUGAAAGCCUUUGACGCUGGUCAUGUCCCAUUGAGGAUGCAAAGCUCUCGUCGAUUGUUGUCGCAUAUCAAUCGUACAUUUGGAACCUUGGCAUUUUGUCGCCGUUGGUUAGAACGAGAGGAUGGUGGAUCCUUUCAUGUUCAUGGCGACAAUGGAAAGCAGACUAAAUAUGUUGGAGCUUUGAAGAACCUCUGUGACGUAGGUAUUCUUCAGCCUUGUCCGCCAUUGCUUGACGUGCCAGGUAGCUACACUGCUCAGUAUGAGCACACUCUCAUCUUGAAGCCCACUGGCAAAGAGAUUCUGAGCCGCGGGGACGACUAUUAGGCCCUCGAUACCGGCAUGAGAUAUUGCAAAUGCCCUCUGCGCAAAUGAAGCUUCGAGGGUUCUGCAUGUAGUAACAUAAAAUCAGAUGGUGGAUCACUAUCGAAGUUAGGCCUUGUGGUUAGUUAAAUAUGUUAAAUAGCUCAACCUGCUUGUAGCUUUUG
Messenger RNA from Seminavis robusta, 1826 nucleotides. The record is from the annotation of a GenBank genome assembly. NCBI's taxonomy places the organism in Eukaryota, Bacillariophyta, Bacillariophyceae, Naviculales, Naviculaceae.